AUGGACAAUGAUCGUACUCUGAUACUCCACACCGGCUCCUUUGAUGCAGCUUGCAAUUGGAAGCCAAUUGUCGUGCUCAGCGCCGUCAAUGAUUUUGAGAAUAUGUCUGAUGAAGACAGAACUGUGGCAAUCUGUUUGGAGACGUACGACGGAAAGCUUCGCAACUAUAGAGGAACGGCCUCAUUCGACCGAUUUGACAAUACCGCCAGCUACGCAUUCCACUUGUCCGUCCGCAAAGCCAAGCAUGCAAAGCAUUCGGUUGGUAGUGUUGCUGAAGUAUUGAAUGAUACGGUUGACCAAAUUGAAAUCCGCCUGACAAGCCGCUUUACGUGGGAAGCUCGUGCCGAGAAAGUAAAAGGAACCGAGACCAAAGGCCGAUGGAUCACGUUGUGUUUCAACAGAGAUGAAGACGCUCAAACUCCUAAUAGCAUCAAACAGAUCGACCUGAUCAUUCCCAAAUCAAAAACAUCUGACAAUGGAAAACUCCUUGCCCUUGCUAUCAAGAGCGCAAAGCACGUUGUUGAAGCCAAGAUUGCUGAGGAGGAAUUUCAAGCUGCAAAGAAUGCCUUGAAUGCCAUGCGUCUUUGA
This is a messenger RNA of Seminavis robusta, 588 nucleotides long. NCBI's taxonomy places the organism in Eukaryota, Bacillariophyta, Bacillariophyceae, Naviculales, Naviculaceae. The record is from the annotation of a GenBank genome assembly.